Messenger RNA from Galleria mellonella (greater wax moth), 1511 nucleotides. RefSeq names its product homeobox protein MSH-B (gene lms). Bases 365 to 1399 code for a protein of 344 amino acids. Gene Ontology annotation, biological process: neuron differentiation; central nervous system development; regulation of DNA-templated transcription. NCBI's taxonomy places the organism in Eukaryota, Metazoa, Arthropoda, Insecta, Lepidoptera, Pyralidae. The record is from RefSeq and is a predicted model, not a curated record. The transcript is spliced from 3 exons. Gene Ontology annotation, molecular function: DNA-binding transcription factor activity, RNA polymerase II-specific; DNA binding.
AAAAGACGCCCAUUAGCCGAAGCUUUCCAUCUUCAUUCUGUUCAGACACAUCUUAAGAAACAAGUGCAUGAAAUUUGACGGCAUUCUGAACCUUAAUACUGUAGAGAUAGGGACAGAAACUCGGGUACAAAUCAUGAUGUUCCACAGAAGAGGCAGUUAACAUUCUCGGCGCAGUCAUUUCAGCGAUCCAAUUUGACAAAAACGGAUCGUUAAAGCUUCGAAUUGGAUUAAAUUAUUGCGUGUCAGUUAAUACUCCCUCUCCUACCUGAUUUUGGAUGUGACGUGAAGAGAAAUCUGUUGUUCAUAGUGUCCUUUGACUCGAUAUAACGCGGACGAUUAAAAAAAAUUAAAAAAAAAAAUUAAAAUGAGUACGCACGAAACAGAAUCGUCGAUGGAUGUCGACGAUAAAGAGGAAGAUACGAAAAUCGAAAGAACAGAAACGAAAUUGACUUUUUCCAUUGACAACCUCCUUGCAGGUAAAUUUGAGAAAUACGGUCAGGCAAAGGAAAAAACUAAUACGGAUAGUGAAAAAGUAAAUCCUUCGACGAGCAGUGUCAAUUUGGAUUGUUUCGCAAGUUUUAAAGAAAGUGAUGUGAAUUGUGCUUCUGAUGAUGAUGAUGGAGCGAGCACAGUGAGUUCGGAGCCUGUUGAUGUGGAAAAUUCAACAAUAGAAGAUCUCCACGAGUUUGCCGAUGGGAAAUCGGACUAUCAACAAUCAGGUCCAUGUUCCUCUAGAGGCAAGCGAGCACGCACGGCAUUCAGCGCGCAGCAAAUCAAGAGUUUAGAGGCUGAAUUUGAGAAGAAUAGAUACCUAUCUGUGGCGGCUCGAGGGCGGCUGGCCAGACAACUGCGACUCACCGAGACACAGAUUAAAAUAUGGUUCCAAAAUCGCCGAACAAAAUGGAAACGGAAAUACACCAACGAUGUAGAACUUCUCGCACAACAGUAUUAUAGCAGUUUAGGAAUUGUCGCACCACGACCUAUGUUUGUCGGGGAUAGAUUGUGGAUAUUCAACUAUCCUAACAGAGUGCCGCCCACUCAGCAACAUCAAUGGAUGAAAUCGCUUAACAAUAUAGCGAAUUUGAAUACACACAAUCAAAUUGUCGAAAGAAACAUAUUUAGGCCGAUACCGAAACCGGAAGUGUCUCCAUUUUUAAUCCCACCAUCGACAAGUUAUCCGAGCGAAAGAGUUUUCAUGAACAACUUGAAUUUGGCGGGAAACGUAAACGUCAAAAUUCCCGCGCAAAAUAGACUAGUGCCAAGGGAGGUUUACAGUAAUAUGGCAACUGCACAGAAGACAAUGGACGUAUAUAAAAAUAACAUUUUAAGCCACAGCAGUCCACCCCAGGAGCCGAAUGUAGAUCAUUUAAGAAGACUGGAAGAAAAUUUUAGUAUAUAGUUUUAUUACGACUUCGUUAAUUCACCUCUAACUACUAGCCUGUUUCAACAAAAUCUAAUGAAAAGUUAUAACGGUAUAAGAGUUUUGUUAAAAUUAUCAGAAAAAAAUACUC